Molecule: messenger RNA, 8589 nt
Organism: Gasterosteus aculeatus aculeatus (three-spined stickleback)
Lineage: Eukaryota; Metazoa; Chordata; Actinopteri; Perciformes; Gasterosteidae
Product: interphotoreceptor matrix proteoglycan 2
Biological process (GO): visual perception
Molecular function (GO): hyaluronic acid binding; heparin binding
Source: RefSeq, a predicted model, not a curated record
GGACCAGGUCUGUACACAUUCCUUGUUUGGCCCCCUUCUUACUCCGGUCUGGACCCGCUCUUAUACCUUUACAUGUAAUGUAAAAGUAAAGCCCUUCUCUAUCUGCUUGGACUCUGGUUCUGGUCCUGGUCUUCAAACCAGUACCGAUCCUGUACUGGUCCUGGCCCUGUCAUGGACCCGGUUUGGUCCUCUCCCUGUUACUGGUCCUGUACUUUCCCCGGUCCUGGCUCUGUACUGGUCUGGUCCUGGUCCUGUGUGGCGGCAGGUAUUGAUUGUUCAUGUUUUUCCCCGGCAGACAUGGAGAUCUUUAAUCUGUUAAUCUGAGCCAUGGGGGUCCAGAUUAGACAAACUGAUUCUCCAUGAACCCUCAUCCUCCUUCCUUCCAGAAAUAAUCCUUCCGAUAGAAAACUGAUCUAGAUCCUCAGCAAGACUUAAGAGUCCUGAAGAAAACCUUGUCUGGAAGAGCAGUUUCUUGAGUUUAACUGCUUAUUUAGGUUUCCUUUGAUCUCCGGUUAAUCUUGGUAACACAUCAGAGGCAUUGUUGACAGUCCGAGUCUGACCAGCGGGAGACUUCUACAAAGGGACACCACUCGGUUAUUUUAAUAAUGUAAAUUCAUAAUGGAGACACUUUGUCUUUAACAGCUGCUAACUGAUUAAUAAACAAAGAUUAUGAUUUAUCUGAUAAAUUCAUCAUUUAUCCAUCUGAACUGGCCUAAUUGGAAAAUCAACAGUGUUAACUGGUUUGAAGAAAACAAGGCAGCAUGGUAACCUUUGACCUUGUCAUGCAGAGUGUGACCUUGAAGCGUGCUCAGGUAAUCCAGAUCAGUGAGGACCACCUGGCCAUCUCAGAGGCUUCUCACGUUUCACUCCGUGGCCACAAAGAGGCUCGCAGACAUCAGAGCAUUAUUCAGGAAGUCAUCUCAGGGUUUCUAAAAUGGAUCGUGGUUUUCCAGGUGCACCCUGGGUAAUACGCCACUGCAGAGUUGUAAUUUACCUUUGAUCCAGACUGCUGUCUGAAGCCAUUUGGUUUUACUUCCUUAAAGUGACAGGACUUUGACGCUUAUCCAGUCCAGUAGAUUAACAAAUGGGAUUAGAACAAAGAGAAGGAGGUCCCAUCUGUUCAGAGAGCAGCGAGGAGACGCCGGGUCCUCCUCACACGUCUCACUGGACCUCUGGAUGGACCUUUCCGGGAGCUGGGAAGUGAAAGAGACGAGGAGCUAAGUUGUUGAAGACCUGAGAAGCUGAGGAGUGAAGUAGCCGCGGAGCUAAGGAGCAUAAAGACGAAAGAGUCCUGCUGGAGGUUCGCGUCUUCUGAGAAAUGGAAGGACGGUUGUUGCUGUGGAUUCUGGGAGCUGUUAUUCUAUCAGGAGCUGUCCAAUUGGAGACAGAUAUGGACCCUGAGGAAUCCGGUUCUCAUCUUCUGGGUCCGGAGGAACCUGGGUCUCAUCUGGUGGAUCCUGAAGAACCUGGGUCUCUUCUGGAACCGUCCUUGGUUCACUAUCAGCUUCUCGAUCGAAAAGCUUUAAUUCGGAGAAGAAGAGACAUUUUGUUUCCCAGCGGAGUAAAGCUUUGUUCUCAGGAGACGUUGCAGCAGGCCGUCAACAACCACCUCAAGUACUUCCAGCUCAGAGUGUGUCAGGAGAUGGUGUGGGAGGCCUACAAGGUCUUCUGGGACCGCCUUCCGGAGCAGGUGGAGUAUCAGAACUGGGUCGGUCGCUGCAUCCACGAGUCCGUCAGCGCAAGGGAGAUUGGACACUUCUUCAGCCAAUCAGAGGAGCACGUCCGCCUAGUUAGGAUUAGAGUUUCCAUGGAGACGCCGAUGAACAGUGUGAACACCACAUCAAAGCCUCCACCAUGCAGCUCGGAGACGGCGAGGACGUCAGAGGCUGGAGGUCCUCAAGGGGACCUUGAUGUUAUCGUCGGACCAGACACGAUCACAACCAACAAAGACAAUCUUCCACCGGGUUUUGAGUUCACUGAUCGGAUCCCUUUAGAAGAAGCACAUAUUGGGGACAUCGCAGAAGAACUGGUAGACAAAGAUCAAACCGUGAGAGAAGAAGUUGAGAUCUUUGCUGAAGAUGUGGAUGCAUCUGAUUCUGUGGUCAGAACAGAAGAUGAGGAGCCUCCAUCAGAGGUUGAAGAGGUCCUUACAGAAGAUACCAUUGUGGUUGUUGCUGAGCCUAAUGCAUUGAACUCAGGGCAUGAAGGUCCUGUGGCUUCAUCUGAAACAGAGAGAACUCUUCAGAUUCCAGACGAGUCUUCAGAUCCACCAGCACCAACCAAUGCAAUGGGUUUAGAUGCUCUUGAGGUAGAUAUUCUUGAAGUAUCUGAAUCAAAACCAGCCCUAGAACAUCCUUAUGAGAAAAUUAUAGAAGGUAGUCGAGUGCCUUCUCAGGCUUUGGUUCUGACCACAACAGACAAGAUCCUAGGAGAAGUUGGUGAAGACCUCGGCCACAAACCAACUCUUAUGGAUGAGGUCACCUCUGAACCCGUGUUCCUGAUUCCACAAGAGGCCAUGGAUGAAGACACCUCCUACAUCACAGAGGAGGUACCUCUGCAUACUACGGUGGACGAGGCAGAGGAAGAAGAAAGCGUGAAGCAUGAAAAGGACUUGGUUGUUGUUAUUGAAGAUGAGAUGUUGGAGUCCAUUGAGGUGAAACCAACAGAUGUUACAGAGCUAAAGGUCACUGAGAAAACAACACAAGAACUAGACGUUCAACCCGAGGAGGAAACAGUUACCAGAGAAGAUAUAUUAGAAGAUACGGGACGGUUCCCAGCUGAAGGGGAACCAGACGAAGAUAGGAUGGAGACAUCAACCGCUGAAGAACCGGCAGAAAGAGGAACAACUGAAGAUGUAGGUACCCUUGAGGCACCUUUAAAACGUGGUGACAAUCUAGAGGCAAAUCUAACAGAACGAGAAUCACAACCCGGUCCAGAAACUGUACAAAAGGUAGAACCUACUGAAGAUGUUGCAAAAAAAGAAGAACCCACAAGAGAACCAGUACAAGAAUCAGAGCUCGUGGAAAGAAUUACAGAAGAAAAGAAACCCGCACAAGAAGCAGAACGUGAAAUCGUGUCUGAUGAAGAUGAAACCCAAGAAGCAGCAGGAGGUGAACUUUUGGAGGUCUCAGAAGAAAUUACAUCUGACACCCCAUUGGUGAUAUUAGAGAAAGUUUCUGAAACCAUCACAGAUAAUGCAAUGCAGGUUACUGAGCAUGCAAGUGAAGGUCUAGAGUCCUCAUCUUUCCCAGAGGGCCCGAGUGAAACAACUCUAAAAGAUGUGACUAGUGAGCAUCAAAGGAUUGUUACCACUGAGGGGGGAGUGACUGAGGAGGUUCCUUAUGAGCUACCUCGCGAGCCUUUCCUGGAGGAGGAUGCACCUGGAGAAGACCUGAGUGUUGAGGGUAUCUCCUCAGAUGUGACGGAGGCUCCAGUAGAUGCCAUGGAGGUGACCACCAAGUAUGUUAUUGAGUACAACAACGGCAACUUCCCUGACCUGACGGUGUGGCCUCGUGACGUUGAUGACGACCACACCUUGGAGAACGCGAUUGGUAACGAGAUUGAGGCGGAGGCGUGGCCCCCGAGGCCCCUGAAGGAGCACAUCGUGGAGCUGAGCCUCAGGUUGAGAGGAGAAACCUACAAUGACGCCCUGAGGGACCCCAGCAGCUUCCAGUACCAGCAGCUGGCCAAGAGCUUCACCCGCAGGAUCGAAGAGGUGUUCGAGAGGCUUCCGGGAUUCAAGACUGUCUUUGUGGUGGAAUUCAGGCCUCAGAAGGACCUGGACAGGGGUCUGGUGGUUCUGGUCCACUACGUCAUCACCCUUGAGGUGAACAGCGACAGCGGAGUCACCAACGACACGCUAGACUUUAUCUCUCUUCAGAACAACCUGGUGGAGAAGAAUUACCCAGGAGCCGCCGAACAGCCCACCGUUGUCUACACCAUCACCGAUUUCCGCAACUACAUUACCGAGGCUCUGCACAAGGACAACUUCAUGAGCAACAGCAGCCUGGAGAUGCCGCUGGAUGCCCUGCAGGGGGAGAACGCGGAGAACUUGUUGCCAGCUGUGAAACCUACAAGCCGACCGGCCGACACCUUCAACAACAUGGACAACAUCCUCGCUGCAGAGAAGCCUCCUGACGCUCCGAACCACGAGCUCGACCUCACCGACGCUUUGCUCAACAAAGAUGAGUUCCUCUUCAACCCCUUCGACCAGAAGAAGGACGCUGUGUCGAGUGAGAACGACGCCUUUGUGUUUGGAGAGAGCACAAAUUCUCCAGCCGCUGCAGGGUUCGCUGAGAUAACCUUAGACCUGCAGAGAGAGAACGAGGGGAACCUUGAAGAUGAAGGGUUUCUCGUGAGUAACGCCCCAGCAGGCAGUGACCUCGUCCCUCAAGGCAACCAGGUGAAUCCUGGAAGAUCUUCUGAUCAUCUGGGGCAUCACGCUGCCUCCGAGGUCCCGCUGGACGACGGAUCUGGCUCCAGCUCCUCAGGAGAUGGGCAGGGUGCCGACCUGUCGUUCCGGCAGCCAUCGGCCUUCUCCGACGAGAUCCUAUAUGAGGACGGGGUCAGCAGCCUGGAGGCGUUACCGCCGCCAGACCUGGAGAACGAGGAGGAGGAGGCCACUGAGAAUAAGGAUGUAGCUUCAAUGGAGUUUCAGUUCACCGUAGCUUCCCAAUUACGGAAAGCUCCUGCUUUUGAUGGACGCAUUGAGGAGACAUUUUUGGACCAGGAUCUUGUGACUCCCCACAUCAGAACAGACCCUCGGCACUCCACCACCAAUGAAGCGCCAGUGUUCUCCCCCAAAAGAACCUUUGCUUUCGAACUGUUAGUGGAGGCAUCUGGUAUCCAUGAUGACGACUUCUUGACCAGACCACACACCCUUAUGACUCCGGUCACAGACUCUUCUGAACUUGAACCCUGGACUCAAAAGAUCCAUGUUUUUGCAGGACCAACCAAUUGGGGUUUGAAGCCUCCAGACAUGACUGAAGAUGUGAAAGCUACUACUGAAGCACCAGCAGAACUUUUAGCUGCUACAGUUGGGUCUGUUGAAGAUCAACCAAAAAUGGGAGAGUUUAAAGUCCCGGAUAGUGAAACCCCCUCAACUGGAGAGAAUCCUAACUUUGUAGAAGUCCACUCGAAACCAAGUUUUGACUCGAUCAGCAAAGAGUCUCCUAUCUUUUUAGAGGUCUACACAGAAGCAAGCUUUGACUUGAUGACCAAAGAGUCUCCUACCUUUGUAAAAGUCCACUCUGAACCGAGCUUUGACUUCUUCACCAAAGAGUCUCUUCCCUUUGUAGAAGUCCACUCAGAACCUGUCUUUGACUCUACCACUGAAAAUCAGGCAGAAUUUCAGAUAUUCACUGAAACCUACCUGCUAACAGAAACUAAAGAAGAAGAUAAGGUUGAGAUCUUGGAAGAACAAGACAUGGGCGGCACUGAACCCACCAUAAAAACGGCGUCAGAGGUUGGUCUCCGCGACAAGCAUCUGGUUGUGGACAAAAUCAUGGUUGUCCCGCUAACAGCUGCAGCUCCAGUCCUCACUUCCACCCUAAAGUCAGACUACAGCGGCAGAAUUGCGCUCUCCCCUGAGAUGGACUCACCGUUCACACGGGUGUCAGAUUCAGCACCGGACGAUGAAGAGCCGGUUCCCCACGAGCGCCUUAACCACGAUGAAGAGUUUCUAAUGAGCGGCCCGACGUCAGGUGUUCGACACUAUACAUCAUCGCAUCAAGGAGAUAUAAUGUCUCCAGGAGCUUCAGCUCAGGAUGAAAACACGUUAACCACCUCGACGAAUACUUCAGAAAGUGAAUCUAGCAUCAAACCCCUCCACACAACGUCGUCCUCGCUUCAGGAGGUCGACCAAAACCCCCCAGCUGCCGAGGUCCAAGUCUUCGACCACGACAUAUCCGAAGUGCCGGGCAUCAACGUCAGCUUCGAUCUGUUCCAGUACGCCGGUGAGGUGGCCGAAGGUGACAGCAGCGGAUUCUUCAGUGGGGCUCAGGUGUCAGAUCCGGACGCCGUUGCCCUAAAGACCCGACCCGGCCAUGCCCUGACUGUGUUCUUUAGCCUCAGGGUGACCAACAUGGCGUUCUCCCUGGACCUCUUCAACAGGAGCUCGCCCGAGUACAAAGCCCUGGAGCACCAGUUCCUUCAGCUGCUGGUCCCGCACCUUCAGUCCAACUUGAACAACUUCAAGAAUCUGGAGAUCCUCAAUUUCAGGAACGGCAGCAUCGUGGUGAACAGCAGAAUGAGGUUUGGUAAGCCAGUUCCCCAAGGGGUCACCAACGUGGUGUACCUCAUCCUGGAGGACUUUGCCAACACCGCCUACCAGACCAUGAACCUGGACAUCGACAAGUACUCGCUGGAUGUGGAGUCAGGUGACCGGGCGGACCCCUGUAAGUUCCAGGCGUGUAACGACUUCUCCCGGUGUCUGGUGAACCGCUGGUCCGGGGAGGCGGAGUGUGUUUGUGCCGCCGGGUACCUGAGCGUGGACGGUCUGCCGUGUCGGAGCGUCUGCGAGCUGCAGCUCGACUUCUGCCUCAACGAUGGCAAGUGUGACAUCAUCGCUGGCAAGGGCGCCAUCUGCAGGUGCCGGGUCGGAGAAAACUGGUGGUACCGCGGUGAGCACUGCGAAGAGUUUGUGUCCGAGCUCCUGGUGGUCGGCAUCGCUGUGGCCUCGGUGGCGGGCUUUCUGGCGGUGGCAGCCGCCAUCAUUUUUUUCCUAGGGAGGACGCUGCGGGACCAGUACGAUGGCGGCGACACAGAGGACCCACUACGGCGGGGUGACUGUGGGCCGACGCUGAAGCAAGCGGACAAGCUCAACACUGCCUUUGAGGGUGAGCCGGUCAGCGCCCGGUACUACCGUCGCUAUGACGACAGGCCGCGGCACAGCAGCUCCACAGGCACCGGACGGCCCCUGGACCUCAACGCUGACGAGCUACAGCAGAUCUACCAGAACGCUGCGCUCACCAAGGAGGAGGUCCAGGAGCGCCUCAGGGUCCUCGAAUUGUGUGUCAGAGAUCAACAAUUUGCAGACUUUGUGCGACAGACUCAAGUGUUCCUGGAGAGGAGAGAAAGCUGCACCACAUAGUUAGUCCAGAUCUGCUGACCAAGGUCUGCGUUCUCUGAGACACACUCAGGACUCGUCUCCACAGAUCUCUGCCUUCUACUCGACUGAAGGUGACGAAAUGGUCACCUGCCGCCUGUCCUUCUCACCUUCACCAGUAAAUACGCGUUGUUUGCUUUUUAAUGCGUCGGUCCGUGCUCACUACUCUUCUUCGUCUCCUCUGAGAACCUCUGUCUCACGUGGUGGAAUGGCUCAUGGCUUAGCUUCAUCUGGUGGGCUUCUUUUGGACCUAACCCUAACCCUAACCUGCUACUGGAGCUCCAAACUCCUCGCUGGAGCCCCAACCACCUCGCUCGAGGUCAUAACACCUUGUUAAAGGUCAACACCUCAGAGGAGGUUCUAGCAACUGCUGGAGGUCUGACUCAGCAUUCUUCUUCGUCAGUGCCUUCACCGCUCUGCUAGAUUCCACGCGUAAACUCUCAGAGCUUCACUUGAUUAAAAACCACCAUGUUUACGUUUCAUUAAGGAUGCUGUGUGAGCUCUUGAAGAACUCUUGAAGAACUCUUAAAGAACUACUGUAGAACUUCUGAAGAACUCGUGAACUAUGUAUUUUAUGUUUUGUAUUUCUUCACCAAUCAGAAACCUCAUUCUGAUUAUUGAAAUGUUUGUCUGAUGGUUGGAGAGGUCUGAUUCUCAUUUCAGUUCCAAUGCAAAGAACCUGAAAUAUUCUGGACUGUAGAUCAAAUCUAUGAUGUUUCCCAACAUGACAAACCUCUGACUAACCAGUUAGUUAAGUCUUUGUUUAUCUUCGUUUGUUAUUUUCUUUUGACUUUAGGGACUAAAAGUUCAAACUGUGACGUGUAAGUGAACCCUCAUGUUUUUAUAAAAAAAUAAAGACAAUUAUUUUUACAGAAACAUUACAGCCCCACAGUUUUAUUUAUUAGUAGUUAUUACUAGAAACUAUUUUUUUGGAAGGGGGGGGCAGUAGAUUAUUUGGCCCUUGACCAUGCAAAUGUAGUAUUUAAGUAAAUAUGUAACUGAAGUACAUCAGGAUUCCAACUGGAAAGUAGAGUAGAUAGUGAAGUAAGGGUUUUGAUCCUCGUCUAAGGCUACCGUACCUUCUGAGUAAAGCUAACCUUGUAGUUUUAUUAUUUUGGCCAUUUUGUAGUUUGCAGCGGAAUUCAAGAACGAACAAAGGUAAUUUAUUUUUAUUUUAGUGGAUUUCUUUUCAUUCCUACUGUUUUCCUUGGUGUUUUAUUAUGAAAGCAUAAUUUCUUUCAUCCCGACUUCCUACCGGCCAUGGACACAUGCCCUCAUAAUUCUUAUUUCAAAUACAGUUUCACAUACACUUACAGUAAAUUUGUGUGGUGUAUCUGCUUCAUUGUGCACAAUGUUAUAUUAUCUUUCUGUGUUUUUCACUAUGUACAUUUAUCCUGUCUUAUUCUCCAAUGUAUGUACCACCCGCCAUGACAAAUUACUUGUAUCUAUAACAUACUUGGCGAAUAAAUGGUUGUUAUUCUACA